GUAAUAAGAUCUGCCUGGGUAAACCUGAUAGUGCUGGUCAAACUCGGCGGGGUCACUUACAGGCCUCGAUCAAAGCAGGUGGCAAACUGGGGAGAUCUGUUUGAUACAGCUAUUAUUUUAUAAAUCUGUAAUGCCAAAGUUUGAGUUCUCUGUCAUCUAAAAUCUGUCAGAUCACUCACAGCCCUGCUGUGUCUGUCACAAGGGAUAGUGACAUGUCCCUUAUUUACUAUAAAUGAGGUGAACCAGUUCUUCAAGUCCCCGUUGAUAUAUAUAAGCUCAGUUGCUCAUGACGUGUUCAGAUCACUAUUCUUCCAGGCUGACUUCAAUUUCUGCAAAAAACAACCCUCAACUGGAGUCUGCCAUGGCUUUACGCCCACGAGCUUCUUCCCAGCCUGGGAAACUGUCCUUCCUCCAGACCUCCAAGGCAAAUUCUCUCCUUCGACCGCGGGCUGUUUCCUCACGCUCCAGCUCCAUGCUGGAAGAGGAGCUGUCUUGUCCCGUCUGCUGUGAGAUCUUCAGGGAUCCCGUGGUGCUCAAGUGCAGCCACAGCUUCUGCCGGGCCUGUCUCCAGCAGUUCUGGAACAAGAAGAAGGCAAGGCGAGAGUGUCCCAUCUGCAGGAGGAAGUGCUCCCUGACGGAGCCCACGGUCAGCCUGGCUCUGAAGAACGUGGCCGACACCUUCCUGAGGGAGAAGGAGCGCCAAACGGACGGGACAGGGGCUGGCAGGACGGGCGAGGAGGCAGGGAUGGUGGAGGUGAAGUGCGACACACAUGGGGAAGUUGUCAAACUCUUCUGUCUGGAUGAUUUUGAAGUCCUGUGCUGCGUGUGUCACACCUCCAAGAAGCACCAGGGACACAGAGUAUGUCCACUGGAAGAAGGAGCUCAGGAUCUCAAGGCAGAGCUGAAGACAGAACUGAUUCCUCUAAAGAAAAACCUGCGUCGCCUGUAUGAAGCCAAGCAGGAGUGUGAUGACACAACUGUGCACAUCAAGUACCAAACUCAGGGCACGGAGAAGCAGAUCAGAGAAGAGUUUGAGCAGCUGAGGCAGUUUCUCCAGAAGGAGGAGGCAGCACGGUUAGCCGUCCUGCAGCAGGAGGACGAAGAGAAGAAAGAGCUGGUGAAGAAGAAGUCUGACAGCAUCACCAGAGAUAUCCUCACCUUCUCUCAUGCCGUCAUCGCCAUCGAGAAUGAGAUUGCAUCCAGUGAUGCCCUUUUCCUUCAGAAUUAUAUCAACACAAAGAAAAGAGCUCAGAUCCCGCAGAAGGAUCCAGAAAAAGUGUCAGGUGCUCUUAUAAAUGUGGCCAAGCAUGUCAGUUCCCUAAAGUACCGUGUGUGGGAGAAGAUGAUGGAGCUGAUUCAGUACACACCGAUCACCCUGGACCCAAACACCGCCUACUCCUGGUUGUCCCUCUCUGCAGACCUGACCAGCGUGGCCAACAGAGGCUCCCUGCUGAAGCUCCCGGACAAUCCAGAGCGUUUUGGCCACUUUGUGUUCGUGCUGGGUUCCGAGGGCUUUACUUCAGGUCGCCACGCCUGGGAGGUGGAGGUGGGCGACAAGGUGGACUGGAUGCUCGGGGUGGUCAAGGAGUCCAUUGACAGGAAAGGUCGCAUCUCAGGGUGUCCUGAGGGUGGCUUCUGGAUGAUCUCUCACUACGAGGGCGAGUACUCGGCCAUGACGAGGCCCAGCACCACGCUGCACUUGGUGGGCGAGCUGACACGAGUGAGGGUGCAGCUGGACUACGACGCCGGAGAGGUGGCCUUCUCCAACCCUGUCAGCAUGACGCCCAUCUACACCUUUACCGACUUCUUCACUGAGAAGAUGUACCCCUUCUUCUGCCCCGGAGCCAACAUCAACAACAACAAUCCCCGCCCUCUUAAAAUCUGCCCCGCCAAGGUGGCUGCAUGGAACAGUGCGACGUGGUGAUUUAAGAGUACCUUCCAGAGGACAUGAGCACAUUUCAAAUUAAGGAAAAUACCCUAAGGUGGAUCCAAUAUGAAAGCAGAUGAUGUGUGUAAAUGAACAUGAUACAAAUAGAGUAAUUACAACAAUAAUUGGUUUAUUUCACUUGGGCUCAUUUAGUGAUUAACUGCAGUUCACGAAACUCAAAGUGACAGUUUAAAGCUACCAGGGGAUGGACUUGCCAUCAUAAUCCAGGGAGGCUUCAUUCUGUUUCUGGGUCAGGAAGGCCAUGUGCACUCUGUGGAGCAUCAGCCUCCCCCUGGUGGCCACAGACACACAGAUACUACAGUGUCUCACACAAGUAUGUGAUUCUUAUCACUCUCAGCUAAAAAAACCACACAAUUCCAUGUAUGUUUUAAUUGAAGACAACCGAAAGACAGUAAAAGUGUAUAUACCGGGCUUUGCAAAAGUUCUGUUACACGGUUUCAUGAUCUUUAGAGACGUUUACAUGUCGGAGUGAAAAUUUCCAUUAAAUAAACUGAAAGUUCUACCUUAUAGGCAGGU
Molecule: messenger RNA, 2464 nt
Organism: Acanthochromis polyacanthus (spiny chromis)
Lineage: Eukaryota; Metazoa; Chordata; Actinopteri; Pomacentridae
Gene: trim35-12
Product: tripartite motif containing 35-12
Exons: 6
Coding region: 287-1924 (545 amino acids)
Biological process (GO): protein ubiquitination
Molecular function (GO): zinc ion binding; ubiquitin-protein transferase activity; protein binding
Source: RefSeq, a predicted model, not a curated record